AUGCCGGCGAAACGUUUGGGAAUGUUCCACGUCCACGGUUCAACUUUGGAAAUGAUCAUGCAGACAAUGGCCCGCGAAACGUUUGGGAAUGUUCCACGUCCACGGUUCAACUUUGGAAAUGAUCAUGCAGACAAUGGACCCCGUACGAGACUGGCACCCCAGGCUGAUGCUAGGCUCCGUGCUGAGCAACAGGCUCAUCUAGUUCAGGCGCAGCAGUUUCAUCAUCACCACCCGGCCGCCUACACCUUCGGACAUCCAAGUAGUCGAGUUGAUCUUGUUCACCUCGACCCAACUAGUGGACUACUUUAUCCUGCUGGCAUUCCGCCUAACGGUAACAUGGCUGCAGUUGCCUCUAACUACUACAGAGUCACCUAA
This is a messenger RNA of Protopolystoma xenopodis, 375 nucleotides long. The record is from the annotation of a GenBank genome assembly. NCBI's taxonomy places the organism in Eukaryota, Metazoa, Platyhelminthes, Monogenea, Polystomatidea, Polystomatidae.